AUGGUGCGGCUGCCGGACGAGCCAUCUGCCACCGAACCUAAGGUCCAGGAGGAGCCUGAGAAGAAGAGCGGCAUGUCCAGGGCGAGGGACAGACUUAGCAAGAACCUCUCCAUCGCCAUGCCUGUGAAGCCCCCGGAGUCGGCGACAAAGAAGAUUGACAAGAUCUUCCGCACGCUCAAGCCCGGAGAGUCGAUCAACAACACCUACAACUUCGAAGAGGAGAUCUACAGCGGCGGCUGCAAAGGCCGCGUCUUGGUUGCAAAGCGAAAAACGGACGGUCAGGAGGUUGUCGUGAAGAUUCGUGCGAAGCAGAACAAUAGGAUGAACGAGCGGAACUGGCGCACCAUCAUGGCCCAGAUGCACGGGAUCUCCACCAGUGACCACGUGCUGGGUUUCUCCGAGAUCGUGGAGGGCGAGAACGAGUUCUUCGCCGCUUGGCUGCGCGCGUGCAAGCGCUUGCGCCGGAUAUAA
Molecule: messenger RNA, 471 nt
Organism: Effrenium voratum
Lineage: Eukaryota; Dinophyceae; Suessiales; Symbiodiniaceae
Source: the annotation of a GenBank genome assembly